AUGCGCUUCGGCAACACCCUCCAGACGUCGGUCUAUCCGCCAUGGAAGGACCACUACAUCGACUACCGAGCUCUCAAGAAGCUGCUCCGCGAGCAUGAGGGAUCUGAGGAUGGCGACGAUGGCGAGAGCAGGCCGUGGACCGACGAGGACGAGGAGAACUUCGUGCAGGAGCUAAUCAACGUCCAGCUCGACAAGGUCAACUCGUUUCAGGUCGAGACUCACAAGAGACUGCGGGAGCUGACAGCCGAGUGCGAGGCCACGUUGGAGCCAGUGGCCACACAGCAGGGCGAGACAAAGCUGGAGAAUGUGAAGAAGAACGAGGCCGUCGCGCAGGAGACUCUCAGCAAGCUCGACCGCAUCACCGAAGAGCUGGGCGAGCUCGAGAAGUUCAGCCGAAUCAACUUCACCGGCUUCCUAAAAGCGGCCAAGAAGCACGACCGCAAGCGCGGAGCAAAGUACAAGGUCCGCCCGCUGCUACAGGUCCGCAUGUCGCAGCUCCCAUUCAACUCGGAGGACUACUCGCCGCUGCUGUACCGCUUGUCGGCCAUGUUCUCGUUCGUCAGGUCCAUCCUGGGAACGGAGGGACAGCCAAUGCCCAAGGAUGGGCCCGCGGUUGAUACCCAGACCGGCCGUGAGACGUAUACCUCCCACAAGUUCUGGGUCCAUGCCGACAACCUACUGGAGGUCAAGACCUACAUUCUGCGCCGUCUGCCCGUGCUUGUCUAUAACCCGAAUACCUCAAAGGAGCUCGAUGUCGCCCAACGGGACCCCUCUCUCACCUCGCUCUAUUUUGACAACCGCUCGUUCGACCUGUAUAACCAAAAAGUGGCAAACAAGCCCGCAGCCGGUUCCCUUCGCCUGCGCUGGACUGGCCACCUCAGCGACCAGGUUGAGGUCUACCUGGAAAAGAAGAUAAUGAACGACGGCGACAGCAGUCGCGAGAUCAGAAUCCGCCUCAAGAAGAAACAUAUCAAUGCCUUCCUCAAUGGAUCCUAUAAGAUGGAGAAAGUCAUCCACAAGAUCGAGAUUCAAGGCAACGGCGAUCCUCAGCGUGCUGAUAAUCUCAAACGAGAUGUUGAAGAGAUCCAGGAGUUUAUCAAGAGCCAUGGGUUGGAGCCCAUGGUUCGUGCAAACUAUACCCACACCGCAUUCCAGAUCCCUGGCGACGAUCGCCUCCGUAUCUCCCUGGACACAGAUCUAGCCCUUAUCCGUGAGGACACCCUAGAUUUCGAGCGUCCAUGUCGUGAACCCGAGGAUUGGCAUCGUUCAGACAUCGAUAGCCGAAGAAUGGAAUUCCCCUUCUCGGAAAUUCCUCGCGGUGAGAUCUCGCGCUUCCCGCAUGCGCUUCUGGAGAUCAAGAUCCGCAACACCAGUGGUAAGCGUCGUGGAAAGCAAUAUUGA
Trichophyton rubrum CBS 118892 is the source of this 1401-nucleotide messenger RNA. RefSeq lists its product as uncharacterized. The transcript has a single exon. NCBI's taxonomy places the organism in Eukaryota, Fungi, Ascomycota, Eurotiomycetes, Onygenales, Arthrodermataceae. Bases 1 to 1401 code for a protein of 466 amino acids. Gene Ontology annotation, cellular component: fungal-type vacuole membrane; vacuolar transporter chaperone complex. The record is from RefSeq and is a predicted model, not a curated record.